Messenger RNA from Beauveria bassiana ARSEF 2860, 777 nucleotides. RefSeq lists its product as uncharacterized. NCBI's taxonomy places the organism in Eukaryota, Fungi, Ascomycota, Sordariomycetes, Hypocreales, Cordycipitaceae. The transcript has a single exon. Bases 1 to 777 code for a protein of 258 amino acids. The record is from RefSeq and is a predicted model, not a curated record.
AUGGCCGACGACUCGGGCUGGCUCCAGUGGGCUCUGAUCCUCGUCCUGACCGCCCUUCUCCUCUCCGUUGCCGUCCUCGCCCAGACCGCGAGCACCUACUGGGCGGCAUACGCCGCGGCGCCGCGCGAGAUGGCCACCUUUAUCGACACGGUCGACUUUUCCAUUCAGGAAAACGAGAGCUACGACAAGGACAUGGCCAAGGUCCAGCGCCUCGAGGACAAGCUCCGCCUCGCCCAGCUGCUCCGCGAGAUUCAGAGGACCGGCGACGAUCUGCGCGAGGAGCUCAACGCCCUCCUCAUCGCCGCUGAGCACGUCACCGGCACCGGCACUGGCAGCGCUAUGCGCACCAGCACCCGCCUCCUCUGGGCCGCCAAGCGCACCCGCCUCGAGGACCGCGUCCGUCGCCUCGAUCUCCUGCGCAUGCGCUUCCUCGUCGUCUUCCUCGGCAUCAUUACCUCGGUCGCAGAUCGCCAGCCGCCUCCUCCUCCACCGCUUCCCAGAGAUAUGGAGAAGUCGCCCGCCGCCUUUGCGACGCCGCCGAGCAAACCUGUCCUGCGCAAGUCGCUCACCGAGACCAUCCCUAAGCGUCCCCCCGUCCGCCGCCUCACCAUGCAAGCCAUUGGCCACCGGGAGAGCGUCGCCUCCAACGGCCGCCAGGGCUGGGCCGGCGUUGUCGAGGAGCUGCAGCUCUCACCGCGCAUGCACCAGCGUCAUGCGUCAAUUGAGCGAUCCAUGUCCGUCGAGAGAUCCCUGUCACCGCGGGAAAGGGCUCCGUAG